CAAUCCAUGUAUGUAUGUAUGUAUAUAUAUAAGCCCACAUGACUCCACACCAUCAAGGCCAUAAUUGAGAGAGAGAGAGAGAGAGAGAGAGAGAGAUUAGAGAGAAUGGGAAGAGCGCCAUGUUGUGACAAGGCGAACGUGAAGAAAGGGCCAUGGUCUCCAGAGGAAGACUCAAAGCUCAAGGCCUAUAUCGAGAAGCACGGCACCGGUGGCAAUUGGAUUGCUUUGCCCCAAAAGAUUGGGUUAAAGAGAUGCGGGAAGAGCUGCAGGCUCAGAUGGCUCAAUUAUCUGAGACCAAAUAUCAAACAUGGAGGCUUCUCUGAGGAAGAAGAUAACAUCAUUUGUAACCUCUAUGUCACUAUUGGCAGCCGGUGGUCUAUAAUUGCGGCUCAGUUGCCGGGAAGAACGGACAACGAUAUCAAGAACUACUGGAACACGAGGCUGAAGAAGAAGCUUCUCAACAAACAGCGCAAAGAAUUGCAAGAAUCCCCGAUGAUGAUGAUGAUGAAGAGACAGAACCAAACCGACCAGAAGAAUCUCAGCAUGUUCGGACAAACCUUGACGAAACAAGAACAAACCCUAUAUUGGCCACAGCUUCCUCAUCAAGUGCCUGCCGUGGAAUUACCAACGGCUUACAGCAGCAGCUACUACGACCAAACACCGUCGUCAUCGUCCGAUCAAGAACAAAAGCAGAUCCUCGAUAGCAUGAUUAAGAUCGAAGAGACAGUAGAAACCAACCCUCAAGAAAACCCUAAUGGUUUCUCCUUCAACCAGGAUUAUUACAGCAACUACUAUGGAGGGAGUUUCUCGAUGAUGAGCAGCAGCACGAGCUCGCCGUUGACGAGAAACAAUGGCGAUCAUCAGGAAUUCUUUCAGUGGUUUGGGAAUUUCCAGGCCGAUCAAGAGAUGAUGAAUGACGGCUUGUUCUCGAGCAACGUUCAGAAUCUUGAAGGGCUCGACAGUAACACAUUCUACGGGAGCUCCUCAGCCGUGGGAACAGCAAGUAAUUCGGCUGAUCAAAGUACGAUCAGCUGGGAAGGUAUAACUUCUCUCCUUUGUCAUCAUCAGAACGAUCAAAGCAAAUAUGCAAGCUACUUCAGCAUCAAUGGGAUAAUACAGAGGUAGAGUAUAUAUUUGUUUCGUAUAUUUUGGUUCUACAUUAUUCGAGGACGGUUUAUUUUCAUAUUUUGUAUAAAGUUGUGUGUAUCUCUAGGAGGUUUGGUCGAGUAUAUUGAUUGAAUAUUCAUGCAGAGAUUUUGCUUCAUGCAUGCUACAUGAAAAGAUUCUCUC
Molecule: messenger RNA, 1290 nt
Organism: Tarenaya hassleriana
Lineage: Eukaryota; Viridiplantae; Streptophyta; Magnoliopsida; Brassicales; Cleomaceae
Product: transcription factor RAX3-like
Exons: 3
Coding region: 106-1125 (339 amino acids)
Source: RefSeq, a predicted model, not a curated record